Magnolia sinica is the source of this 1128-nucleotide messenger RNA. RefSeq names its product receptor-like serine/threonine-protein kinase SD1-8. Lineage: Eukaryota; Viridiplantae; Streptophyta; Magnoliopsida; Magnoliales; Magnoliaceae. The coding region runs from base 1 to 618 and encodes 205 amino acids. Gene Ontology annotation, molecular function: protein kinase activity; ATP binding. The transcript is spliced from 5 exons. Gene Ontology annotation, biological process: protein phosphorylation. The record is from RefSeq and is a predicted model, not a curated record.
AUGAGUGUUCCGGUCUCCUUCUGUCAGCCAGGCGAUUCGGGAUUUCUGCUUUCAGUAAAUCUCCUCCUGAAGAUAAGCAUGUUUCAGAGAGGUUUUCAAGAUUUUCAGUUUGAUGGAGAACCUGUACAUGGGGGUGGCCACAAUCUCAGUCUGCCAACUGCUAGCAACCACUGCUGUGGAAGCAAUCAGAUUAGCGAUGUCUCUGGUAAGAGUAAUCGUCUGCUUCAGAUUGUACUACCCAUAAUUGCUACUGCCGUGGUUGUUUUGGGAAUGUUUGGCUAUUUUUUAUGGAGGAGACUCCAGAAACAAGGGAGGAGAAAUACAAAUGCUGCAGCACUUCAUCAAAGAGCUAAUUACUUUGGGACGGAGUUUAGGAGCAAUGAUACACUUCUAAGCAGGAACUAUAGCUCAGAGGUACCACUAUUCAGCUUCGGUAGCAUUAUAGCCGCUACAGAUUACUUCUCUUCGGCAAAUAAGCUUGGGGAAGGUGGGUUUGGUCAUGUUUACAAGGGAAAGUUGCAAGGAGGUCAAGAAAUAGCAGUAAAAGCACUAUCUAAGAAUUCUGAGCAAGGCCUCGGAGAGUUCAGGAACGAAGUUGAACUUAUUGCAAAACUCUAACAUAAAAAUCUGGUUAAGCUGCUGGGUUGGUGCAUUCAUGCAGAAGAAAAGAUGCUGGUCUACGUAUACAUGCCCAACAAAAGCCUGGAUAAACUUCUCUUUGGUUUACACCUAUUACUCCCUGUGAUAGAAGAAAAUCACAAAUUUACUUGAUUUGUUAAGCAAUGCUAUAGUUGCAAAUAUCAAUUUAUAUCGUCCUUUUCUUUUGUCUCUUUAUUAUUAUUAUUAUUCUUAUUCUUUGGUCAAAUUCUCUAACAAAGAAUAUUCAUCAGAUCCAACCCAAAAUUCACAACUAGAUUGGGGGGAAACGCUUUUGCAUUGUGGAAGGGAUUGACCAGGGGCUUCUUUAUCUUCACAAGUAUUCAAGGUUAAAAAUCAUUCAUCGAGAUCUAAAAGCCAGCAAUAUUCUACUGGAUGGUGAAAUGAACCCCAAAAUAUCAGACUUUGGUUUGGCUAGAAUUUUUGGAGGAAACCAAAUUGAAGCGAGUACUAACAAAAUCAUGGGAACAU